Messenger RNA from Filobasidium floriforme, 3602 nucleotides. RefSeq lists its product as uncharacterized. Bases 99 to 3473 code for a protein of 1124 amino acids. The transcript has 9 exons. Gene Ontology annotation, cellular component: IRE1-TRAF2-ASK1 complex. The record is from RefSeq and is a predicted model, not a curated record. Gene Ontology annotation, biological process: IRE1-mediated unfolded protein response; intrinsic apoptotic signaling pathway in response to endoplasmic reticulum stress; protein phosphorylation. NCBI's taxonomy places the organism in Eukaryota, Fungi, Basidiomycota, Tremellomycetes, Filobasidiales, Filobasidiaceae. Gene Ontology annotation, molecular function: RNA endonuclease activity; ATP binding; protein serine/threonine kinase activity.
CGGUAACGUCACUAGCUCAGUAGACUAGUGUCACACGUAUCCAUCCUCAUAGUCGUUUCUACGAGGCAAAUGAUAGUUCGGGAAUUCAUGCUUCCUCCAUGAAGCCAUCAGAGCUGCUACACCGGCGACGACCGCCUUUGAACAAUUUCCUACCGGCCUUGUUGCUCCUGCUAUGCACAAUCCUCUUGUCAAACGGCGAAUAUCCGCUCGGAGCAGCUCGAGCAGAACCUGUGCCAGAAGCUUUGCCUGCCCUUCUUCAUCCGUCAUUCCAAGAUGGAUCGAACUCGCCGGCCGCUUCGAAUAUCGCUCUAGCACUGUCCGGACAAGCUCGAAGACAGUUGCUGAACGACGAAGAGCGAGCUCGCGGGGUCGCUCAAAGGGCUAGACCUCCUGGCUUCGAGGACCUGGAACUGCUGAAUAUCGUCUUGAUCACCACAAUCGACGGCGGUCUGCACGCCGUAGAGAGGUCGACGGGGCGUAAAAUCUGGUCGCAGAACGGAGUGGUCGGCUCAGACCGAGGUGGAAGGCUUAUCAAGAGCCGAUAUAACGAGAGCUCGGGAGAAGCUUAUUAUAUCGUUGACCCGCAUGAUGGCCAACUCUAUGUUCAUAUCAAAGCCGAUGGUGAUCGAGGAGGAUCUGGUGGAGCAAUGCAAAAGCUGCCUCUGAAAUUGGAAGAGCUUAUCGACCUGUCACCGUUCCAUUUCCCUCAAGACCCGGCGCACAUCUUCAUUGGAAGCAAGACUACUUCACUGGUUGGGCUCGACUUGCAGACAGGCCAAAGUGUAGGGACGUUCGGCACGAAUAGGUCAACCCCUUUGGGAGUUUGUAAGCCGGAUGGAGAGGGAUUGCACGGUAUGGAGGACGGGGAGUGUGAGAGCGAUAUCGAUGAUCGCCCAGAGGACCUCUUGUAUAUUGGUCAGACCGAUUACCACCUUGUCAUGCGAUCUCAUACGGGUGAGAUCAUACAAGACCUAUUGUACACGCGUAUGGUUCCGAAUGCUGUUCAUCGAGACCUGGCCGACUACUGGUCCAGACAUGGUCAUACCAAAGGGGAAGUUUUUAUCCGACCCGGGCGUAAAUACGGUGGAUAUGCCGGAUCGUUCAACGCAGCCAAUACGAAGGACCAGGCCGAAUACGAGGAUCGAUGGAGGGUGGAAAUGCUAUACGAUGGUACUGUCGCGGGCUUCCUGCAGGAACAAGGCUUGAGAUGGGUCGCGGAUCUGGGCAGCGUGGGGGUAUCGGUCUUUGACGUACUAUUGCCUGCCGCGCCUGGAUCAAAACCGAUAUUGUUACCUCAGCCUCCGGCAUACCUACCUACUUUGUUUCCGGAGGCUCAGAAUAACCUGCAGUUGAUGGGCCUGCCUCCAUCUGCACUUGUGCAUGAGCUGCCUGUUGCGCGAGAAGGCGAUGGCUCAAUCGAGGAACAGGGUUUCUUCGUCAUGUCGAGCGCGAAUCACCCCUUAGUCGGAUACGCGCCUCGCGCGCAACAGGGAUCACUUAUAGGCGGACAUGCUGUGCACGAGGCUGUCAGCGAGAGGCUACCGCCUCUCAUCGAUCCGGCAGAGACCGAUGAUGCUAUGGCCCGAGAAGAAAUUCGACAACCACAUGAGAAGAAAGGCGUCGACGAGGUUGAACCCGCCCGCGAAAUGCAACCGGGAUGGGCAGCGCGCUGGAAGAGAGGCCCGGAUUGGCUUUCUUUGGGUAUUAUGGGGCUGUUAGUCAUGGUCUCGCUCUGGAUCUUCACUUCGGCUCGUCGGCAGUCAGCAAGCGCAUCACCAAGCCCCAUAGAAAUGGCCACGAAAGCCGAAACGACUCAUAAAACGACAUCUAUCGCAUUCGAUAAAGCUCUUCCUGCAAUUCCGAAAGAUGAUGAGGACUCGGAAUCCACUCGGGAUAGCACGAUCUCUCCUCAAGCCGAGGCCGUCGAAGAUCAGCCUGUUGGCAAGAAAUCUAAUGGGCGACGGCGCAAGCGAGGAAAAAAGAACCGGGGGAAGCGCGAUGACCAGGGUAAUGAAGAUGAUAACGAGGAUGGCGAGAUCACUGAAGUAGAGCCGUUGGGAGAGGAGGGGGGUCAAGGGGACAUGAUCGUCGCGGCUCCGGAAUCAGGCGAGAAGCCGGAGGACGUGAUUAGAGGCCACGACGUUACCCAGGUGGACGGCUUGUCGGUCACUGAGGAUGUCAUCGGCUACGGAUCUGCCGGCACGGUCGUGUACAAAGGCGUGUUUCAAGGUCGAGCAGUCGCGGUCAAGAGGUUAUUACGAGACUUUGUCUCUAUCGCUUCACAGGAAGUCGCUUUACUACAGGCCAGUGACGACCAUCAGAACGUGAUUCGAUACUUUUACCAGGAGAAAAGGGACAAUUUCCUAUUCAUCGCGCUCGAAUUGUGCUCUGCAUCGCUCGCCGAUAUCAUCGAAAACCCUUCCGCUCACCAAGACUUGGCGAUUGGAUUCGACAGGAAGAAGUCCAUCUAUCAGAUCACCUCGGGUCUUAAACAUUUGCACAGCCUGAAGAUUAUACAUCGUGACCUCAAACCUCAAAACGUGCUCGUCUCCGUCAACAGCAAAGGGGUACAGCGCAUGCUGCUAUCCGACUUUGGAUUGGCGAAACGGCUAGAUCACGGCCAGAGCAGUUAUGCACAAACGGCCAACCACGCCGUCGGGUCCAUCGGCUGGCGCGCCCCAGAAUGUCUGAGAGGCGAAGUGCAGCUGGACGACCUGUUCGAGGACUCGUCACAAAGCUCGCUCGGGCUUUUGAACAGCAACACGGCGAGACAUCCGAGUGACGGUUCUUUGCCCGGCCGACAAGCUCGACUGACGAAAGCGGUCGAUCUAUUCUCCCUUGGGUGCAUGUACUUUUACGUCAUGACAGGGGGAUGUCAUCCGUACGGUGAUCGGUACGAGAGGGAGAUGAACAUUGUCAGAGGACAGAUUACAGGACUCGACAAGCUAGACAGCUAUGGGGAGGAUGGAUACGAAGCCAAAUGUCUGGUCACGAAGCUGUUGUCUCCGGUCUCGAGCGAAAGGCCGGAUACAUCCGUCUGCAUGGUACAUCCGAUGUUCUGGACCGCCGCUCGUCGCCUCGCAUUCCUCUGCGAUGCCUCGGAUCGAUUCGAGAUCAUGGAAUUGCAACCGCCUGAGCCGACGCUAUGUCAGCUAGAGAGCAAGGCUGGCGAGGUUAUCGGCCAGUCGUGGCAGAAGAGGCUGGAUUCGGUCUUUUUGGACAAUCUGGGCAAGCAUAGGAAAUACGACUCGAGGAGUCUGAGAGAUCUGCUACGUGCGCUGAGAAACAAGAAACACCACUAUCAAGACCUGCCCGACAAUGUCAAACGACGCCUGGGUUCACUCCCAGCAGGAUUCUUGCACUACUUUACAUCCCGCUUCCCGACCCUCUUCACCCACGUGCACUCGGUCGUACAAGGUUCCAAGCUGAGGCAUGAAUCGAUGUUUAUUGGGUAUUUCGAACAGGAGGAUUGAUCGAGGGCGAGGUCGCCGUGCUCUUUUAUUUGUAUCCAGACAGUAUCAUCGAGGUUGUAUAUACGACAGGGCAGAUAUGCCGAACCUGCGGCUACACACACCAUUUAUUGCAUUGCAUUUGCUCCUGAA